Messenger RNA from Acipenser ruthenus (sterlet), 4404 nucleotides. RefSeq names its product leukotriene B4 receptor 1-like. NCBI's taxonomy places the organism in Eukaryota, Metazoa, Chordata, Actinopteri, Acipenseriformes, Acipenseridae. Gene Ontology annotation, biological process: phospholipase C-activating G protein-coupled receptor signaling pathway; inflammatory response; positive regulation of cytosolic calcium ion concentration. The record is from RefSeq and is a predicted model, not a curated record. Bases 298 to 1266 code for a protein of 322 amino acids. Gene Ontology annotation, cellular component: plasma membrane. Gene Ontology annotation, molecular function: leukotriene receptor activity; complement receptor activity. The transcript is spliced from 4 exons.
UAAAAAGGACAGGUGACGGACAACGAGAGAGAGGUAGAAUGGAAAUGAAGCUGGUGCGUAGGUGAAGAAGGGAUCGGAUGGAACAGAAAAUAGCGAUUGAAACAGCAAAAGAACAGCGGACAAGCAAAACAGAGAGCGGUCAGGAUGCAGACAGAUUGAAAUGUCACAAAGCCAGUGUAAGCCACACCUACACCCGAGGAAACAUUUAAAGGGGGCUGUUACUAGAGAAAGACGCAUCAUUUUGAAACCCAAAACUAAAAAAGGAUUCCCAGCCUCAUUCCAGAUCGCCAUCAAACCAUGAACAUCUCCUCUUCUCCCUUCCCCUCCCUCACCUCUCGCCCUCCCUCCUCCUCCUCCUCCCUUGGCUCCUCUGAGAUAGUGGGCACUCUCUUCCUGGGCUUGGCGUUUGUUCUGGGUUUCCCAGGGAACCUGUUUGUGGUGUGGACGGUGCUGUGCCGUGUGGCUUGUCACUCAGUCACCUGCCUGCUGGUGUUGAAUCUGGCCGUGGCCGACACCCUGGUCCUGCUCAGCGCUCCCUUCUUCAUACGCUACUUGGUCGGGGGACGGGGAUGGGAGUUUGGCUCGUCCUUCUGCAAGCUGGUUCAUUACCUCUGCAGUGUCAACAUGUACGCCUCCAUCUUCCAGAUAACCGCCAUGAGCCUCGACCGCUUCCUGGCUGUGUCCCGCCCCUUCCUGUCUCAGCAGCUUCGCACCAAGAGGGCCCUGCUGAAGAUCCUGCUGCUCAUCUGGAGCCUGGCCUUGCUCUUUGCCAUCCCCAUGCCCUUCUACCGCAGAGUUUCCCUGAAAGGUGGGCUGGAAUACUGCAUACCAUUCCACAGUGAUCCAAAGCACAUGGUUUUCCAAUACCUGAUGGAGAUCUUAAGUUUCGUGGUUCCGUUUUCCAUUAUCCUCUUCUCAUCUCUCUACAUUUUCAGGAAAUUGAGAAACACCGUGUUUGAGAAUAAAAGCAAACAGAUAAUCCUUCCCGUUGUGAUCGCUUUCUCUGUCUUCUGGAUGCCCUACCACAUCGUGAACCUGAUCCAGGUUUCAGGAGCCUUAGCUGGGGAAAAAUCAAUGAACAACUCUCUCCUUGGAGCUGCCGAAACUGCCAGGCCCUACGUGACGGCUUUUGCUUUCUUCAGCAGCAGCGUCAACCCAGUUCUCUACGCCUUCAUUGGGAGGUCCUACAUCCGCUCGGACGGCAUCAAUUUCAUAGCUAUCAUGCUGGAACAAACUAAUUCUGAAUUGCAGGGCUCAAGGUUAUAACCAACCAAGUGGAGAAAGACUGAAGGGCUCACACAGUCUUCAGAAAUUCAGCAGAGACACAAACACUUAAAGGAACCUUAUGUAUAGAUUGUAUGGGUGGAGCAUGUGAUGGUUGAAUGUGCUAAAUGCGAGAAGCUUUGUGGAAGGAUAUUUGGGCUCAGAUAGAGUCGCACAGUGGCGUGGUGGUUAACACUGCUGCCUUACAGCUCCAGAGUCCUGGGUUCAAGUCCGACCUUCAGGGGUCUAUCUGUGUGGAAUUUGCAUGUUCCCCCUAUGUUCACGUGGGUUUUCUCCAGGUACUCCAGUUUCCUCUCAAAGUCCAAAAUGAUGCUGUUCAGGUUGAUUGGUCUCUCUAAAUUGCCCUCUGUAUGUGUGUGUGGUGCCCUGCAAUGGACUGGAGUCCCGUCCAGGGUGUAGUCCCGCCUUGCACCCUGUGUCUGCCGGAUUAGGCUCUGGCUCACCGUGACCUUCUAAGCGAUUUAAGCGGUUAUUGAUAAUGGAUAUAUGGUCUGUGCUUUUGUUUUAAAUGUACUUCAAUGCUUUAAAUUUGUUUUUCACUUCAGUUCAUUUAUUUUAUUUUUCACUUUAGAGAAUACAGCAUACCUUGCAUAAAGAUGGUUCUGUGGAAAUACAACCACAAAGUACAGAAUAAAAUGACACUGGAGAUUACGGUGAAUAAGAAAGGGGGUGGAGUUUGCUUGGGCUGACAUUAAGAAAUGGAGAGCAGUUGUAAAAAUAUGCAAGUUGAAGUUGAAUACGCAUCUAAAAACUAAUUUCUCAAAACCUCCAAAAGUUAAGAAAAUAAAAAUAAUAUUGGGAAGGAUAAGAAUAUUGUCACUGUUUAGUUUGAAGUCUGUUUAAAUUAAGGGUUACCUUUACUGAGCCCAUUUAAAACAUUAUUAUUCAAUUAUAAAUCAAUUUAGCCACAUCAUAAAAUUAUUAGUAUUGAAACACAUCUUUCCAACACCAACUGAAUCAAUGGAAACUGUGAAGAUAAAACUCUAUCCAUCCAUUAUCAAUAACCACUCAUUCCUUUUAGAGGAGUCAAUCAUCCAUCCAUCCAUUAUCAAUUGUAGGUAAUUUCUGUACCUCAUAAUACAAGUAUAAUCUUAAGAGUUUAGAAACAAAUGUUUCUUUGCAUGGCAAUGUAGUGGGUGUUUAGGUAGGGCUAUGUUUUUUUGCAUGCAUUAAAAUCGCUGUUUUCAUAUGUAUAAUUAAGAGGCCAAUGGCAUGGCAGGCUUGUGUGUUUUUUUCUUUGCUUCUCUUACUGUCAUUCAGGUGCUGACGUUAUGGAUUUCUGCAGUGUUGUCCUGUCUCUAACCCAGCCUCGCAAUCUGCUUUCAUGCUGCCUGACUGUGCUUGAUUACCUGUCACCUCGGCAACCGCUGAUGCUGUUCUGCUAUUGGCAGAAUUUCAGGAAGCCUGUACUCACCCGUGGCAUUUAAAAAUGGGGAAGGAAACUAGCAGAGAGGAGGGGAACACAUUGUGAAAGCAUUGAGCAGAGAGGUGAGAGCAGAGAGCAGGGAGGUGAGAGCUGAGAGCGAGCAUCUUAUUUGUUUUUGUUUUUCCUUUUUAUCUUUUUCGUGCUGAAAGAAAGCUAUUUUAAGUAAGCCAGCACCCAGCUGAGUAGCGUCCUGUGAGCUGCAGCACCACAUUUGAAUCGCAUUUAAAUCAAGGGAAGUAAUGUUAAAACUUUACAAUUCAUUGGUAAGACCUCACCUAGAAUAUUGUGUUCAGUUCUGGUCACCUCAUUACAAAAAGGAUAUUGCUGCUCUAGAAAGAGUGCAAAGAAGAGCAACUAGAAUUAUCCCGGGUUUAAAAGGCAUGUCGUAUGCAGACAGGCUAAAAGAAUUGAAUCCAUUCAGUCUUGAACAAAGAAGACUACGCGGCGAUCUGAUUCAAACAUUCAGAAUCCUAAAAGGUAUAGACAAUGUCGACCCAGGGGACCUGAAAAAAGAAACAAGGACCAGGGGUCACAAAUGGAGAUUAGAUAAAGGGGCAUUCAGAACAGGAAAUAGGAGGCACUUUUUUACACAGAGAAUUGUGAGGGUCUGGAACCUGCUCCCCAGUAAUGUUGUUGAAGCUGACACCCUGGGAUCCUUCAAGAAGCUGCCUGAUGAGAUUCUGGGAUCAAUAAGCUACUAACAACCAAACGAGCAAGAUGGGCUGAAUGGCCUCCUCUCGUUUGUAAACUUUAUGUUCUUAUGAGUUUUCACUGUUUGGUUACCGGUAGUGGUAAGCCUUGUCUUGCGAGGCGAGGGUUGAAUGUUUUGUUUAUUUGUUAUAUAGUACUGCUCACUCUCCGCUCUGCGCAGCGCUCAUUAGUGAUUGCAGGUCUGCACUGCAUUGUACUGUAUGCUACGGUUUGCUUUUGAAUUGUUUUAGUCUGUAUGGUAGAUGGUUUAUAAGGUACCAUCCCCCUUGGUAUAUUAAUAUGUAUCUAUGCUACUGCCUUUUUGUAUUUUAAACCAAUAGAUUUAGAUAUUGUGACGCUGUGGAGGUAUUGUGGAUAUUGUGCAAUAGAUUUAUAACGGGUAUUAAACUUCCAAAAAGACGUUACCUAGAUAAUUGCUGUUUCUAAAUUAGUGGGUUUUUCUUAAUCUAUUUAAGAAUAAAGGUUACCUGCAAAACUGAUAUACACCACUGAUAUUGAUAUUCUAUACUCUAUACUAGCUACUUGUAAAGGAUUGGGAAAACAUGAGUGGUAGUUUGCACUUUUGGAAUUUAUCUUUUUGAUUGGGAUUUGUGUAAUAUUGUUGUAUUUGAUUUCACUUGGGAUUUGUGUAAUAUUGUUGUAUUGAGUUUCACCUUUUGUUUUGUUGUGGAUUUGGUUUUGUAGUUGCUGCUUGAAGAUUUCUCCUCUCCUCUACAAAGUAAUGAAGGUUGUACUGAAUACUGCUAAUAUAAUAUUGUCUUGACACACAGAUUGAGUUAAGACUGAAUAUUUGUAAAUCCAUUAAGAGCUCUGUUAAUUGGUUGAAUCUUGAGUGUUUGAUAGCAUUGCUGUGUCUGCAAAUAGUAAAUUUAUUCUAACUCUAGUAACCCAUUUUUUAUAAAUUUAUUGCGCAAUUUUGCACAAUAAUAUUCCUGUGUUUUUACCAGUUGCGAUUUUAAAAAUAAAACUAUUAUUUAACUUCA